Messenger RNA from Halichondria panicea, 1150 nucleotides. RefSeq lists its product as uncharacterized. Lineage: Eukaryota; Metazoa; Porifera; Demospongiae; Suberitida; Halichondriidae. Gene Ontology annotation, molecular function: aspartic-type endopeptidase activity. The record is from RefSeq and is a predicted model, not a curated record. The coding region runs from base 44 to 1150 and encodes 368 amino acids. Gene Ontology annotation, biological process: proteolysis. The transcript has a single exon.
CCCAAUAGUAGUGGAGAUUUCAUUGAAUGGGACUGACGUCCAAAUGGAAGUCGAUACAGGAGCAUCUGUCUCGCUCAUUAGCGAAGAAACUUUGAGCUUAAUAAAGAAUGAAAACACGUGUAUCACUAAGGUGAAAGACAAGCUUCUCACCUAUACGGGGGAACGAAUUGCCGUACUGGGUACCGUCAAUGUUGAAGUUCAACACAGAGGUGAAACGCACACCCUGCCCCUUUAUGUCACAAAGGGAGCGCACCAACCUUUGCUAGGAAGGAACUGGCUGUCAAAAGUGCAACUUGAGUGGCAACGCAUUCUAACGAUUCGAACUGAACGUAGACUUCAAGACAUUCUAGACGAGCAUCAAGAUGUAUUCAGGCCAGGACUAGGGAAGAUGAAGGGUGUCAAAGCCAAGAUCCAUAUGGAAGCAGAAGAAACGCCCAAGUUCUUUAAGGCCAGAACUGUGCCGUAUUCAAUGCGGGCUAAACUGGAAAAGGAGUUGGACCAGCUACAGUCUCUAGGAGUGAUCAAACCAGUCCAAUUUUCAGAGUGGGCAACGCCCGUAGUUCCCGUCAACAAGGACAAUGGACGAGUACGACUAUGUGGAGACUACAAAGUCACACUGAAUCGAAGCUGCAAGGUGGAUAAGUAUCCCCUACCGAGAAUUGAGGAUCUUUUUGCUUCUUUUUCUGGCGGAAAGAAGUUCACAAAGCUAGACCUGAAACAUGCGUACCAGCAGAUUGAACUGGACGAGGAGUCGAAACCGUUAACAACCAUUAACACGCACAAAGGUCUAUUUCAGUACGAUCGCUUACCUUUUGGAGUUUCGUCCGCACCAUCAAUUUUUCAACGAGUGAUGGAAAAUCUAUUGCAAGGGAUACCUGGAGUGUGUAUCUACAUAGACGACAUAUUGAUCACAGGUCACACGGAAGAGGAGCACUUGGAGCACCUGACAGAAGUCCUUACCAGAUUGUCGAAAGCUGGGCUCACUCUCAAGAAGGCAAAGUGCUCAUUCUUUUUGGAUUCGGUGGAGUACCUCGGACACAUAAUCAGCAAGGAUGGACUGCACACAUCGGAGUCAAAGGUCAAGGCUGUUCUAGAGGCACCCUCUCCGAAGAAUGUGCCAGAGCUGAGGCGAAGGUCAAGGCUGUUCUAG